Molecule: messenger RNA, 1933 nt
Organism: Neoarius graeffei (lesser salmon catfish)
Lineage: Eukaryota; Metazoa; Chordata; Actinopteri; Siluriformes; Ariidae
Product: leucine-rich repeat and immunoglobulin-like domain-containing nogo receptor-interacting protein 3
Exons: 2
Coding region: 18-1832 (604 amino acids)
Cellular component (GO): extracellular matrix
Molecular function (GO): protein binding
Source: RefSeq, a predicted model, not a curated record
GAGGUGGUGGGGUGCUCAUGGCUGCCCUAUGGGGCCUGGGCUGGCUGGGUGUGAGCCUCACCCUGUUGGCCCUCGCCCCAGCAUGCCAGAGCUGCCCGCCACGCUGUGACUGUGUGGCUCAGCUCCGCUCUGUGUCCUGCCAGCGAAAGCGUCUGUCAGGUGUACCUGAGGGCAUCCCUACAGAGACCCGGCUGCUGGACCUCAGUCGGAACCGGCUACGCUGGGUGUCACCAGGAGAUCUGGCACCAUAUCCACGGCUGGAAGAAGUGGACCUCAGUGAGAACCUCAUCUCUACACUGGAGCCCAAUGCCUUCGCCAGUCUGCAGGCACUGCGAACACUGCAUCUUCGUGGAAACCAGCUAAAGCUGGUGCCUAUGGGCGCCUUUGCUCGCUUGUCAAAUCUCACUACCCUGGACUUGAGUGAAAACAAGAUUGUCAUUCUGUUGGAUUAUACUUUUCAGGACUUGCACAGUCUCAAACACCUUGAGGUUGGUGACAAUGACUUGGUAUACAUCUCCCAUAAAGCUUUCUCAGGAUUGCUGGGUCUGGAAGAUUUAACUAUAGAAAGAUGCAACCUGACUUCAAUCUCCGGCCAAACCCUAUCCUACCUGCGCAACCUGGUAACCCUUCGAUUACGCCACCUCAGCAUCUCUACCAUUGAAGACCAGAACUUCCGCAAGAUGUCCGCUUUGCGAGGACUAGAGAUAGACAGUUGGCCAUACCUGGAAUACAUCUCCCCCCUUAGUUUCCAGGGUCUAAACUUGACCUGGCUGUCCAUUACUUACACCAACAUUACUGCAGUCCCUUCUGCUUCUUUCCGCAACCUUGUUUACCUGACGUCCCUUAACCUCUCCUACAACCCCAUAUCUGUGCUGGAACCCUGGGCAUUCAAGGAUCUUAUAAGGCUGAAAGAGCUACACAUGGUCAGCACUAACCUGCAAGCUGUGGAACCUCAUGCUCUGGGUGGUCUGAGGCAGAUUCGGGUGCUGAACCUCUCCAACAAUGAGCUGGUCACACUGACAGAGAGCUCCUUUCAUUCCGUCAACAGCCUUGAAACUUUACGAGUAGACGGAAAUCCACUUUCUUGCGACUGCCGGCUUCUCUGGAUUCUGCAACGCAGACGCACUCUGAACUUUGAUGGGAAAAUGCCGAUAUGUGCUGCUCCACCUGAGGUACAGGGUAAUAUUCUGAGCAGCUUUCCGGAUUCUGCAUUAUUUGACUACUUCACUUGCCAGAAGCCAAAGAUUCGCAAUCGGAAGCUUCAGCAAGUGACAGUGCGUGAGGGUCAGUUGGUGUCCUUUCUGUGUCGUGCUGAUGGUGAACCAGUGCCUGCCAUCAUCUGGAUCUCACCACAGCGGCGAAAGAUCACCUCAAAAAGCAGCAGCAGGAUCACUGUCUUACCAAGUGGAACGUUGGAGAUCCGAUACGCCCAGGUGACUGACAGUGGCACAUAUAUCUGCAUUGCCAGUAAUGCAGGUGGUAACGACACCUACUUUGCCACACUGACGGUGAAAGGGCAGCCGGUGGACCCCGCUCUGUUCGCCAACCGUUCUCUGUACGCGGUGGACUUUAAUGACACUGGUCUGAACAACACACGUGUCUUCCUUAAGUUCACACUUGACCUCACCACAAUCCUGGUGUCAACAGCCAUGGGCUGCAUCACCUUCCUGGGUGUAGUACUCUUCUGUUUCCUGCUGUUGUUCGUGUGGAGCCGCGGAAGGGGCCAACGCAAGAACAACUUCACAGUAGAGUACUCAUUCAGGAAGACCGAAGGGCCCACUACUAGUUCCACUUCUGGAGGGACCCGCAAGUUCAACAUGAAAAUGAUAUGAAACAACGCAGCCAGGGGCCACCUGGGGGAGGCAUAAACACCCAACAUAAACACACAGCUCUGACUCGCAGUAAUAUCAGAUGUUUUAGGGACUGUCAUGAA